Drosophila miranda is the source of this 21159-nucleotide messenger RNA. It is a transcript of the gene spen, whose product is annotated as protein split ends. The transcript has 12 exons. The record is from RefSeq and is a predicted model, not a curated record. NCBI's taxonomy places the organism in Eukaryota, Metazoa, Arthropoda, Insecta, Diptera, Drosophilidae. Gene Ontology annotation, biological process: regulation of alternative mRNA splicing, via spliceosome. Gene Ontology annotation, cellular component: nucleus. Bases 530 to 18751 code for a protein of 6073 amino acids. Gene Ontology annotation, molecular function: mRNA binding.
AGUCUGGCAGCACCGCGAAACAAACGCAGAGGCGGCAAAACGUAAAAACGAAUCCGACGAAAGAAAUACCAAAACGCAAAGCGAAACGGCAAAGAAACAAGCUAAAAAUAAAAGAAAGAAAGAAAUUAUAAUAUAUAUAUUGCAAAAACCGGUUACGGCAAUAGAAAAAGCAGUCAGCAGCAGCCGCCGUUUUUCAAAAGCCAAAGAACGUGGCUCUCCCGGCUGCCCGGCUUUUUUUUUUUGUGUUGUGUGCAUGUAGCGGCGUACGUGUCUGUGUGUGUGUGUGUGUCGAGUGCGUGUACUGCUUGCCGCGUAAACAAGAGACCGACGACGUACUUCAUUUGGCGCCCGUUUAUUUAUUUGGUUCGGGUGAAACUUUUCUCUCAAGUGUUUCACGCAAAAAAGAAAAACACUUAAAUUUAGAGAACAAUAAUUCUCCAUGAUAGGCUCUAAUAGAAAUUUGCCCGCAAAAGGGCCCGAAAAGUUGAGGACAAAGAUUUUCCCCGAGAAAAUCGUGAGUUAAUAUAUUAUGCGGAGGUCUACAGAAGAACCACCGACAAAUAGCUACGAAAGGAACAACUAUUACGAUCGCAGCAGUCGCCUGAGCAACAAUUACCAGCCAACAGCCGCCAACAGUAGUCUGUCUUCUGCCAGCAGCAGCAGCGUUACACCCACAGGAGCCGCAGGAGGGGGAACCGGAACGGGAACAGGAACCACUGAUAGAUCCAGGAAUAGAGAUCGCCUGUACAGGAAUGGUUCAGCAGCCUCUACGACAGCAGCUAGUACAACGCAAUCGACAACAACGGCAGCAGCAACAGCAACGGCAGGAGCCGCGCCGGCGCCGCCACAAGCGUUAGGUGAUCGUAGCAACAACAACAAUAUACAACAUCAUCAGCAGAACACUCCUCGGGUGGUGGCACCGCAGUCAUGGUACGAAGCCGCCGCUGCUGCAUCGGCCCAAUUAAAAAGUCCUGGUGGCAGUGGCAGUGGAAAUGCCGGCGCCUCAGCAGCUACUACCACAGCAGCAGCAGCAGCGACAGCAGCGGCGACAGCCACAGCCACAGCUCAAGGUACAGCCGGCGGCUUUACAAUGAGCAGCUCACCGAUCAAUCAUCAGCAUCAGCAGCAGCAGCCACAUCCUCCUCCGCAUCAUUUACAUUACAGCAGCGCCAGUGGAGCGCCAUCCGUGGGAUGUGCCCCAGGCGCAGCCGCCACCUCCGUCUCGUACUCAUCACCCGCCCAAACGGCGACCACCGCCGUGCAUCGCAGUGUCGCCUAUGCGGGGAGUGCUGCGGAUGAUCGCGAUGCCAUGCGCAAGAGUCACCAACACCACCUCCACCACAACAACAACAGCAGCAGCAGCGGCGGCAGCGGCAGUAAACUCAAUAAGCUGCUCAAAGGGGGAGCGACAGGACGCUGUGGCUCGGAAUCGCCAGGAGUAGGAGGAGUGGGAGCUGCAACGACGAUGACGAUGACGACGACAAGUACAAUCACAAACAAUAGUUUUAGUAAUAAUAGUUUAAAUAAUAAAAUAACCACGGCAACUCCGACGAUGCCAACGAUUGCAUCUGAAACAUCUGUAUCUGCAUGUGCAUCUGCAUCCCCUGGAGGUGCGGCAGGAGCAGGAGCAGUUGCAGAGGGUAGUGCGGGCAGCGGAGGAGCAACCAGCGGCAGUGGCGGUGACAUUCUAAAUGUGGCCGCUGCCCUGGCAGCUGCCGUCGACAAUGGCACGUCCUCCUCUGCCUCAGCCUCUGCAUCAGCAUCCACAUCCACAUCCGCAUCCGCCUGCUCCCUAGCAUCCGCGUCACGGCCACACCAGCGACACCACCAUCAUAAUCAUCAUCAUAAUCUGCAUGGACGCAGCACCACCUCGUCAAGUCGGUCGCAUUCGCGUUCGCCGAGCAGCUACAGCAGCUCCCACAGCUCCUCGUCUGCGUCAUCGCAAACAUCGUCACAUUCGCACGCGUCCAGUCCGGUCCAAUCGGGCAUCCAAUGUGCAGAUGGUCGUAGCAUCUCCCGCAGUCUCCAGUCGGUGGCUGUCAACAGCACUUCUUCAAAUCCCAGUGGCAAUGCUGGCGCCGUAGCCAUACCCAGUGGCGGAUGUGGUUCCAGCUCCAGCAGCAGCAGCAGCUCUAGCAGCAGCAGCAGUGGCAGUGGCGGCGGCCACUCCUCCUCCUCGUGUCUCGCUGUGAAUCCUGUGGUGCAUUCCGAAGAUAAUCGCCCACUGGCGAUACGCGUACGCAACCUGCCCGCCCGUUCCUCGGACACAUCCCUCAAGGAUGGUCUCUUUCAUGAGUACAAAAAGCACGGCAAGGUCACGUGGGUGAAGGUCGUGGGCCAGAACUCCGAGCGCUAUGCCCUCGUCUGCUUCAAGAAGCCCGACGACGUGGAGAAGGCGUUGGAGGUCUCGCACGACAAGCACUUUUUCGGCUGUAAAAUCGAGGUGGAACCCUACCAGGGCUACGACGUAGAGGACAACGAGUUCCGCCCCUACGAGGCGGAGCUGGACGAGUACCACCCGAAGUCGACGAGGACUCUGUUCAUCGGCAACCUGGAGAAGGAGAUCACGGCGAGCGAGCUGCGUGUGCAUUUCGAGAGCUUCGGGGAGAUCAUCGAGAUCGACAUCAAGAAGCAGGGCCUCAACGCCUACGCCUUCUGUCAGUAUUCGGACAUUGUCUCUGUCGUGAAGGCCAUGCGCAAAAUGGAUGGCGAGCAUCUGGGCAGCAAUCGGAUCAAGCUCGGCUUCGGCAAGUCCAUGCCCACGAACUGCGUGUGGAUCGACGGGGUGGGCGAGAAGGUGUCCGAGUCCUUUCUCCAGUCGCAGUUCACGCGCUUCGGCACUGUCACGAAGGUGAGCAUUGAUCGCCAGCGACAGCUGGCUUUGGUGCUCUACGAUCAGGUGCAGAACGCCCAGGCCGCGGUCAAGGACAUGCGGGGCACCAUCAUGCGUGGCAGGAAGCUGCAGGUGGACUUUGCCUCCAGGGAGUGCCAGGAUGCGUUCUACGACAAGCAGGAGAAACUGCAGCAGCAGCAACAGCAACAGAAUGCCGGUUCCUCGUCGCGUUUCAAUCGCUAUGAAUCCUCCACCCAGCAGUCCAGAGGACGGGCCUCCUCCUUUAGCCGCCUUCAGACAAACUCAAACGAUAUCUUCAACGAUACUGGCAGCAACACGCCCACGAGCGGCGGAGGCACCCCCUCGGCCAGCUCUGCAAUGCCUGCGCCCAGCAUCGCCUCUGCUAUUGCUCCGGCAACAGCAACGGGAGGCGCUUCGGGGCCGGGAGCUGCCGCAUCGACUGCCACGCUGCCAUCCGUGGUGGGGAGCAGCAACAGCAUAGGCAGCGGCUUGUCGCUGCCCCCCAUGUCGCCGGCUGCCAUGGCGCAGGUGCGGAUGCGAAUGGUGAGGAGUUCGAGGCACACCAUCGACUUUGAUUUCAACGAUGUGGCGGCACUGCGAAGAUUUCGCGGGGCUGCCAUCGGCAACAUGGAGGAGCCUCACGAUGCAGACACCACAGCCACAACCAAAGUCGGCAGUCGAUGCGAUUCGCCAGUGACUGCACGUCUGGGAUCCGGGCCACUCGGGAGUGGAGAAACCCCCAUGGAGGCGACGCUGAUGAACAGCACCAGCAGCAGCAGCAUAAGCGUGGGAGGAGCCGGUCGUAGACGUUGCGAACAACUCCUGCUCGAUGAAUGCCCGUCCAGUGGCGAUGAGGGGGGAAGCGUGGUCAGUCCCAGGAAGCGCAUCAAAAUGGAUUACCAUCACCAUCAUCAUUCCAAUGCCUCAGGGCUGGUGGAUCCCUAUCCCUCCUCGGGGGACAAGCAGCAGCCGCAACAGCCACCUUUGACCCCCCUAUCCAACUGUGAUGUGAUACACGAUCCCCUCAAUCGCAAGAGCGAGAUCCGACGAGUGUCCGAGGCGUCUCCUCUCUCCAGCAGCAACAGCAACAGCAUGAAGUUCCCUGGACAUCAGCCAUCGCCCUCGCCCUCUCUGAUGCUCAGCUGCCGCCGACCGUCCAUCGAUACUGGCGCCUUCACGGCGCUCUCCAGCUCCUCGGCGUUCCGCCACGGACUGACGGGGGCCAGCGGCAUGGAACAGCAGCAGCAGCAGCAGCACAUGAUGAAUGCCUCGCUGGCCGCCAAGCGGCGGCGUGUCGCGCCCAUGCAGCAGCCACCCACAAUGGGGAACAACAGCAGCUCCGGCGGUGGUCUGCUGCUGGGUGGAGGAGUCACCGGAGUGACGCCGCCCAACGAUGAGGCGUACCAUCAUCAUGUAUCGCGAGGACGCGGCCAUCAGCUACAUUCCCAUCACUCGCACGAGGCCAGCGGCGGGGAGAGUGCGGACGGAUCGCGGCCGGGCACGCCCCUGUGCGAUGAGCGGCCCGAAGUGCUGCCCUCAGAGCCACGACGCCUGCCCCCGCCGAGAGAACGAAUGAGGGAAAGGGUCAGGGAGGUGAUGUGGCUGCCGAUGCCCAAGUUUGGCUACUCGUUCAUCCAGCAGCAUCGCAGUGGUGGAGGCACUGGCGGAGGCAGCAGCGGCUGCUCGUCGAGCAGUGUAUCCAGCUACCUGCUGGGCUGCUCCUCGGCAGCCGGUGGCCCCGCCAACAGCAACAGCAACUCUAGUCUAAGUGCAGGACUCGGCAGUGGAUCAUCGGCCUUCCUGCCGAGCCCCUCCUCACGCUACUGGCGAUCCUCCUCGCACCAGCAUCAGCAUCAUUCGCACCACUCGCAGCAGCAACAGCAGCCGCAGCAGCAGCAGCAGCAGCAGUCGUCCUCUGGCUCCUCCUUGGGCCUGAUGGCCAGUCCGGCGCGUCCUCGCUCGCUGAGCUCCAACUCGAGCGACUCGGAUGUGCCUGGACAUGCCGGAGGAAGCCCCUCGCUGGAUGAACGCCUCCGCAACUUUGAGGAGAACUACGAGCGAUGGUCCGGCGGCAGCAACACUCAGCAGCAGCAGCAGCAGACGAGCAGCAACACCAAUUCCAGCCACAGCCACAGCCAUGUCCCGCAGUCGAGCAGCAGCAGCGGCAGCACAACGAUGCCCUCGUGGCAGCUCUCGAUGCACACGAAUCUGAGCGGCUUGAGCACGCAUCCGGCAAACUCUGGCAACGGCAACAGCAACAGCUCUAGCGGCACGGCCUCCAGCUGCCAUUCGGCGAGCAAUUCGCGCCACAAGUUCCUGGACAUCGACGAGCUGCAGCCCUCGGAUAUCGUCAAGUCGGUGCUCGCCAAGAAGUCCAUCUUCGACGACGAUCUGCAGCGGCUGAAGAAGAACCAGUGGUACGAUCCGAGCAGUGCGGACUUUGCCAUCGGCUCCACCGCGAUGGGAUCCACAUCGACAGCCUCGCGGCAUGGCCUGUGCAGUGGAAAUACCUCCCCAGCGCUGCUGCCCAACCUGGCGGCCACCAAGACGACGCCCAUCAUUGGCAACUGCACGCCCGUUCUGUCCAACAGCUCGACGAGCAGCAAGACGACGACGAGCGGACUUCUGCAGCGGCUGAGCAGCCUCUCGCCCAUGAACUCGCCCCAGGCCUCGAUGUCUCCCUACAACAGUCCCUCGCCCUCGCCAUCAGUGGGAGCGGCUACGCCGAGCGGGCAACUGUCCGCCGUGAAGCCCAUGGCGGGAUGCAGCAACAGCAGUAGCAGCAGCACCAGCACCAGCAGCAGUGCAGCGGGCGGAGGAGUGGCUCCCACGGCUACCGCUACGGUAGUCGCCGCUGCCUCGUCAUCGGCAUCGGCAUCCCCAGCUGCCACAUCGGGAGCCACCAAAGGACUGCAGUAUCCGUUUCCCAGUCACCCGCCUCUGCCAAACACUGCGGCGCCACCGCCUGCCGUGCAGCCAGCACCACCGCCACCACCAGAGACGGUGACACAGAAGCAGCAGCCGGCAGCCAAGACGUCCGGAUCGCCACCAGCGGCACCCAACAGUCUGACGAAGAGUCUGAGUGUGCCCGCCGAGGCACUGCCGCCUUCACAGUCGCCCAGCGCCAGAGCACAGCUGCAGAAGUCUGCCUCUGUGCCGGGCAGCACGAAUGUAGGGACUACUACUACCUCCAGCAGCAGCAGCAGCAGCAAUGCCCCCUCGAGCUCCUCCAAUUCCACAUCAUCGCCCAACGGUAACAGUUCCUCAGCAACAGCCACCACAACACAUGUACAAAAGUCCCAACAGCAACAGCAACAAAACUCCAGCGAAGAGGAGCACAAGAGCAAGACAACCACAUCCCACUCCUCCUCCCACUCACACUCGCACUCCCACAAGAAGAGCAGCAGUAGUGCCCACAGUGGGACAGGCACGAACCGGUCCAACAGCCUGGACAAGUCCCACAGUUCGAACCGAGCCAACAGCACGGACAAGUCCCACUCUGUGGACAAGCACAGCAGUGUGAACCGUUCCAACAGCAAGGAGCAAGCCACGGACAAGUCUAAUUCCACGAACAGAUCCAACAGCUCGGACAAAUCCCACGCGACGACAACGACGGCGACAUCGAAUCGUUCGAACAGCGUGGACAAGGCGCACGGACAAGGUGCGAACCGUUCGAACAGCACGGACAGGUCCCACAGCAGCAGCAGCAGCAGGCACAACAGCCGCUCGGAUGGCGGCGACAAGAAGGCGAAAAAGUCCGACAAGAGUUCCGUUUCAUCUUCGACGAGCUCCUCCGACAAGCGCAAGAAUUCCGCCACAUCCCAGUCCUCCAAAUCGGCGACUCCACGCAUCGAAGACUCCACGGACACGGACGAUCCUGGGGAGCGAUCCGAAAAGGAGCAGCGCCAGGAGCGUGAGAAGGCGCACCAGAAGGAGCGCCAUGAGAGGGAGAAGCGCAAGCAGCAGGAGCGAGAGGAGAAGGAAAAGGAGCGCAAGGCUCACCACCACCAGCCGGAGGACAAAGAGAAGGAAAAAGCUCAUCCAGAACGGAAGACGCAGACCCACCACCAAGAGGAAAAGGAAAAAGAGCGCAAAUCUCACCAGGAAGAAAAGGAGAAGGAGCGCAAGGCCCAGCAGCAGGAGGAGAAGGAGCGUGAGGAGCGCAAGGCCAAAGAAGAGAAGGAGCGCAAGGCUCAAGAAGAACGUGAGCAAAAGGAGCGUGACGAAAAGGAGCAGCAGCGAGUGCAAGAGCAGCGAGAGCAGGAGAAACGAGAGCGAGAGCAGCGUGAGAAGGAGCAUCGCGAGAAGGAGCAUCGUGAGCGGGAUCACCGGGAGAAGGAAAAAGAACAAUCCUCCCGACGAUCCAUCUCGGACUCGGAUCAAGAGUCCCGCAUGUCCAGGAUGCGCGAGAUGUCCUCGUAUCACAAAAACAAAUCUGAUGCCAGCUCAGAGGCCAGCAGCUUCUACGCGCACAAUGUCACGCCCAGCGCUGCCGAAUGCGAGCGGCAACACAACAAAGAGAAUGCCGCCGAUGCCGCUACAGUGCCGUCCUCCUCGUGUCCCACGCCCACAGCGCACGAUGGCAGCAAUGCCAAUGCCGCCGCAGCCAAGAAUCGCUCGAGGAAGUCCUCCAGGAACUCGCCGGGUCCCCGCAUCCACAAGCGUCGCCUCAGCUCGCAGGAUAGCAACCACAGCGGCGGAGGCGGCGGCGCAGGUGUCGGUGGUCUGCACAACCAUCACGAUGACUAUGUGAAGCGGAUACGCAUGGAGAACCAUCAGAAUCCCCCCACACCCAGCCAGAACCAGCGGCUCAACGAUCAACGUCACGACGGAGCCAAGGAGCCGCAGCAUAAGAGCAGCAACAGCAUCGCCAGCUCCAAGGACUGUGACCCCAACGCCAAGACAAACUCCAGUUCCUCGCACUCCAAGUCGCACGGCAGUGGCGGAAGCUCUUCCUCCUCCUCAAAGCAUCAUCGCAGGGAGAAGCAUCACUGCAAGAGCAUAGCGAGUGCCAGUGCCCCCUCUUCGAUGGAUGUCGUCACGCCAUCGAUGGAUGUGCUAGAGACCCCAAAGGCAGCCCUCAAGCAGCAACAGCAGCAGCAGCAGCUCGUCAACACCAGCGAGGAGGAGCUGCAGCCGCAGCCAAAGCGGGAGAAGGAGAGGGAUCGAGAGAAGGACAGGGAAGCACACCACCACCACAGCAGCAGCUCCUCUUCGCGCCACAAGAGCAAGCGAGAGCGGGAGCACCAUCGAGAGCAUCAUCGCGAGAAGAAGCGCCAUUCGGUGGCCGAGUCCACCAACACCGAUGAGGAGCAGCAGCAGCAUCAGCACAUGCAUGCGCACUCGCAUCUCCAGCUGCAGCAGCAGGAGCUUCAGGAUCAAGAGCAGGAGCAGGAGCAUCAUCACAAUCCCCAUAGACGGACCUCCGCCGCCGGCAGUGGCUCGGCGGGAGAACUGAGCUCCGCUCCGACCAACACCUCCAGCGGCAAGGGGCAUCGGGAUCGGGAUCGCGACCGGGAGGGGCAUCAUCAUCACCAUGGCCACCACCAUCGGAGGAGGAGUGUGGACAGAAAGUCCUCGCGGGGCUCGGACGAGGGGCACCACUCCUCGAAAUCGUCGCAGCGCAGCAAGCUGAUGAUGCUCAGCUCCGCCGACUCGGACGACACGGACGAUGCCUCCAAGAAGCACUCGAUCUUCGAUAUACCCGACGACUGUCCCAACGUCUCGAUGUACGACAAGGUCAAGGCCAGGAGCUGCAAGAACAUGCAGCGUCAGGCGGAGGAGAAGAAGAUCAAGGCCAAGUUCUCGCAGCUGAAGCAGUCGCGGGCCAAGAAGAAGCGCUCCACCAGCUACGACGGCGACUCGGACACGGAGUUCGAGGACCGCCAUCACCGGAACAGCGGCAGCAGCAGCUUCCACGGCCGACACAUCGGUCUCUCCAGCAGCGACGACGACGACGAGGAUGAGAUGAUGCAGAGCCACAGCCAUAGCCGCAUAUUCUCCGACUCGGACGCGAGAUCCGAUGGAUGCGAGGAUCACGAGGCGGUGGCCAGUCGCGUCCUCCAGAUGCAGCAGAACCUGCGCCGUCUGUGCGACGGGGACGACAGUUCCGAGGACGAGAUACGCAGGAACUUCACGAAGCACAACCAGCACGGAAAGCGCAACUCGCACACGACGCGCAUUGCCUCCGAUUCGGAGUCGCAGUCGCAGCCCGGAGCCCCGGAGAUGGAGGUGCAGAUCAAGCUGGAGCCCCAGCCACAGCCAGAGAUGGAGAUGGAGCUGGAGCCAGAGAUCAAGCAGGAGCAGCUGUCGGACGGCGGGGGAGAGCAGAAAAAGACAGAGACCGAGUACAAGUCGCGCCACGACUCGCACUCCUCGAUGGAGGAGCGCAAGCUGAAGACGGAGAUCAAGAAGGAGUAUGGGGACUUCUACAACUCUGCCGCCGGUGGGUGCUACUCCAAUGCCUACUCGGACUCGGGGACGGGCAAGACUAUCAAGGACUAUUCCCCGGAGACGCGCAAGAAGCACAAGAAGAGCAAGAAGCGCCUGAAGUCCUCCUCCUCCCGAGAGGUGGAGGCAGCCCAGCAGCAGCAGCAGCAGCCCCCGCCAUCUCUCGUUGUAUCCAUAGCCACGCCCUCGAUCUUCGAUGUGCACUCGUCCGAUUUGAAGGGGAACAAGUUUGUGGAUAGCCUGGAUGAUCUGAAGAUGGAACGGGAGCGAGACCAGGAGCGGGAGCGGGAACGGGAGCGAGACCAAGAGAGUGUCCUGCCCAUAUCGCUGGAGAUUUCGGCGAGUGAGAGGCGGAAGCACAAGGAGCGCAAGGAGAAGAAACGCGAAAAGAUGAGGAACCUCACGGCGGAGACAAACACCAUCGCUGGGUCUGCCACCACAGCAGCAGCACCACCACACAUGAGCAGCAGCGGCAGCACCAGCACACCAGCUGCACCGCCAGCAGCAACAGCAGCAGCAGCAGCUGUUCCUGUUCCGUCUGCCGGCAGCAACGAUCUCGGCGAGAAGCUGGAGAAGCUAUCGAAGGAAGAGAGGCACCGUUUGAAAAAGUCGAAGAAAUCCAAGAGUUUGGACAACUCCUCCUCUUCCACGAGGCUGUACAAUGCCGCCUCUGGCAACAGCAGCCUUGUGGCAGCGGCAGCGGCAGCAGCAGCAGCAGCAUCCCCAGCGCCUGUGUCUGUGCCUGGGCCCGUACCCGUUCCUGCCACACCCACCUCUGCGCCAGCUCUCUCGCGAGACAAGACGCGGGGCGAGGAAAAGAUGGAGUUCAUCUUUGGCAUCAUCUCGGACGAGGAUGAGUCGCAGUUCGCCGACGAGCAGGCAGAAGGCGGAACCAAAGAGAUCUCCUCGAGAGAACCGAUUGUGUCCGCUGCUCUGCAGACCUACAAGCAGGAGCCACCAUCCACACCCACACCCGCACACACCUCCGCCAAGAUCCAGGAGAACCAGUUGCCCAUCAGCCCAAAGGAGGACCAGCCACCAGUGGAGAGGCCCCCUCGGCAGACGGGCGGCAGCUCGUCGUCCUCCUCCCAUGCGGACAGAGAGCGGCAUCGCAAGGAGAAGCGCGAGAAGAAGCGACGCGAAAAGUCCCACCGAGAGCAGCAGCAACAGCAGCAGCAGGCGGCGAUCCAGCAGCAGUCCUCCUCCUCGAAUGCCACGAAGAUCGAGGACGACAACAGCGUGGACAUGGAUGAGGCGGGACGGGCCUUGGAGGCCCAGCUGAUGGACGACUUUGACAGCAAGACGAUGCCCGAGGAGGCCACCCCCUCGACGGCCAACACCUACAGGUCGGACAUGACCGAUGUGUUCCGCUUCUCGGACAACGAGGACAACAACUCGGUGGAGCUGAAGCUGAAGCCCUCAUCGAUGGGAGUCCCGACCCAGUCGAAGCAGCCGCCGGCAGGCGAGGAGCAGCACAAGAGCAAGGACAAGAAGAAGAAGAAGAAGCGCUCCAAGGAGGAGAAGCAGGAGAAGAUGCUUCGCAGGGAACCGAUUCCCACUCCGGCUCUGGGCCCGGGCCCGGGGCCGGGUCCUCCCUCGACGCCUGGCAAGCUGACGGUGAAUGUCCAGGCAGCCGCCAAGCAUGCGGGUGAGCAGAUGGACGCCGCCAAGCAUCGUUCUGCAUCUGCAUCGCCUCCGCUGUGCAAGCCCUCGCCGAGCCUGCCCUGCCUCAUCGGAGACGAUGACGAUGUGGAUGUACCACAGCCGCAACCACAUCCCCCGAAGCCGAAGGUGCCGCCGAGCACUCCCACCAGCACCGGCGCCAGUGCCAGCGCCAGGGGCAGCGGCUGCGACAGCCUCACUCCCUCGCGAGAGAAGCCACGCCUGAUCAGCCCCAUUCCCAAGACCCCGACCAUCACGAACUCCACGAGCUCCAUGCUGUCCACGCAGUCCGCGGAGACGCCAGUGAGCAGUGGAGCCGGAGCCGGAGCCGGAGCAGGAGCAGGAGCUGGAUCUGGUGCGGCGGGUGUUAACUCCUCGGCGCUGGCCACGACGCCCACAUCCUCGACAACAGCCGCCGCUGCGGCCGCGGCAGCAGCCUCUGCUUCCGCGGAGAGCUCUCCCACGAGUGCGGCGCUCGGCAAGAAGAAGGACAUCUUCAUUCCCGGCUUCGAUGGCCAGCUGGACGAUAGGAUCAGCGAGUCGGCUGUGCAGUCUAUCUCCGCGGAGUUCAACAGCACCUCCCUGCUGGAUCCUUUGGCAGGUGAGCCCAAGAUUCCGGUGGCCUCGCCACCGGGGGCCACUAAGCCACUGGAAAAAAUUGAGGACAGCAAAUCCCGGGUGACCAUCUCCCAGGAGGAGACGGAGAGCGCCGUGUCAGCGCUGCUGGGCGAAAGCUUUGGCACCUCCUCGACGGCCGACUACUCGCUGGAUGGCAUGGACGAGAGCGAAAUGGAGCCGUCGGCGUCGGCUCUCGUUGUGGCCGAGCCCGAUGAAGAGGCCGCCCUGGCGGCCAAGGCAAUCGAGGGAGCCGUGGAACCACCAGCCAUUCUGGAAGACGAGCCUGAAGCAGAGCCAGAGCCAGAGACAGAAGCAGAGCCGCCAGUGGUCGUGGGAGCAGGAGGAGUCCUAGAUCCCGACGAGAUCAACAAGGCUGUGCAGAGUCUGAGGCACGAGGACAUGAUGGACAUCAAGGCGGACACUCCCCAGUCGGAGAGAGAUCUCCAGAUCGACACGGACACCGAGGAGAAUGAGAAUGCCGACGAGGCAGACAGCAGCGGACCGAGUCUCAAGAUUGAUGAGACCGUUCAGAGUUCAGAGACCUCCUCAUCGCCAGAGAAGUCUAUGUCGAGCAGCAGGGAAGCGGCAGCAUCCAAGGCAUCCCCAGUGGCGGAUCCACCUUCCAAGAAGAGUCCACCUUCGGUGAUCACGAAGCUGCCAUCUUUGGAGCAGCAGCAGCAGCAGAAGCAGAAGCCCCCAACAUCCGUGAUGAUCAGCGGCAGCUCGUUGACAUCAUCUUCCCCCGUGAAGAUUGAGCCGCCGACGAUCAGCAAACUGCAGCAACCAUUGGUGCAGCCGGUGCAGACGGUGCUACCCGCACCCUCGGCGAUGCCUCCUGCUUCUGCAAAGGCAGCGCCUGCACCUGCACCACACAAGACUCCCAUGCCUACACCCACGCCCACGCCCACGCCCGUCAUCAAUCUGGAUCUGUCGAAUGUGAUGGCCAAUUGCUCGAACAGCAGCAGCUCCGGCUCUCCCUCGAUAUCCUUCGGGAGUCCCACGCCCAGCCAGAGCAUCCCCUGCAUGCCGCAGGCCUCGACGCCCAAGCAGACGCCAACGCAACAGUUGGCACUGCGCACGCAGUCGCUCAUCAUGCAGCCCCCGACCAUCUCCAUUCCAGAACAGACGGCACACUUCAUGGUGCCCCACAUGGUACUCUCCCCACAUCAUCCGCAGCAGCAGCAGCAGCAGCCGACGACGCCAGGUCCCAGUUACAUGAUGAGCAUUCGGGCACAGUCGCCACAUAGUCCGCUGCUGUCGCCGGGACGAGGCGGGCCACCCAUCAAUCGAGUGGUGGGCCAACUGAGUCCUGCGGGUCGUCCCGUGCCGCAGCAGCAGCAACAGCAACAACAACAGCAACAACAACAGCAACAGCAUGCAGUGAUGACAUCCCCACAAGGCGGCAACAUGAGUCCAAUGGCCAGCCCCACGCCGCGAGUAGUGGCCACCAAUACCACAUCUCCCACCACGAGCAAGCCGAACAGCUACCAGCCGCGAGGACAACAGCAGCCACACCAGCAACAGCAGCCAUCGCCCAAGUCUCUGAUGGAUCUGCAAUCGCCGCAGUCGUCACAGUCGCCACAACUGAUUCCCAUGCAGAAGAUGCCGCCGAUGCAGGUGCCACACCACCCGACGAUCAUCAGCAAGGUGGUGACAGUGCAGCCGCAGCAGGCCACCCAAUCGCAGGUGGCAAGCUCCCCGCCUUUGGGCAGCCUGCCGCCUCUUGGGCACAAGAGCCUCCACGUGAAUGCACAGCCACAGCCGCCACACCAUCAGGCGCAACAGCAGCAGCAGCAACAGCAGCAACAGCAACAGUUGUCGCCGCAAAUGAUGUCCAAGAUGACGGCAGCACAUCAGCAGCAUCAACAUCAGCAGCAAGUGCACCAGUUUAUGCACCAGCAAAUGUUGCAACGACAGCAGCAUCAGCAACAGCAGCAGCAACAACAGCAGCAUAUGCAGCAGCAACAGCAACAUGGACAUCAGCAUGGACAACAGCAGUCGCAACAGCAUCAGCAGCAGUCGCAGCUCCAUGGACAGCAGCAACACCAACUGCAGUUGACUCCCGCGCAGCAACAUCAGUUGCAGCAACAGCAACAGCAUCCACAUCAGGCGCCACAGCAGCAGUUGACUCCCGCGCAGCAUCAGCACUUCCAACAGCAGCAGCAGCAGCAUCAGAUGAACCAACAGCAGCAGCAGCAGUUGAACCAUCAGCAACAGCAAGCACAGCAGCAACAACAUCAGGUCCAGGUACAGCAGCAACAACAGCAGCAGUUGAACCAACAGCAGGCACUGCAGGCGCAACAGUUGCACAUCCAGAAACUGCAGCAACAGAUACAACAACAUCCUUCCCAGCAGCAGCAGCAGCUGGGUCCGCCGCCACCGAUGUUUUCACAGCAUCCGCCACGUGGCAUGCCCAACCAGCAGCAACAGCAACAGUUGCCACACAGUCCACCCUGCAAGCCUGCAAAUCCAAUGGUGCACAGUCCGUCAUUGCUGGUGAGAGUGCCACAACCGCAGCAGCAGCAGCAACAGCAGCAAUCGUCUCCAGGUGCCACGCAAAUGCAAACGCAUCCAACGCCGCAACUGAAUGUGAUCCAGAGUCCAACUACCAAGCAGACACUGAUUGUCCAGCAGCAUAUUGUGCCACCGCCAGCAGGACAAGCACCGACGACAGCCGCCAAUGCGAAGAUCCACUAUCCAACGCAACAAAAUGUGAAUCCCAGUCCCAAUCCCAUCAAGGAGACCCCGGUGGAGGCAUCGGGAUCGGCAUCAUUGGCCAACAAGACGUCGGAGAGUGUUUCGGUGAUACGGACACCCACACCCACGACCAGCGGCAGCGGCAGUCCAGCGAUAAUCUCCCCAAAGGCAGCCAGUGCGACAGCCAGUGGCACAUCCCUGCUGACGGAGGAGAAUCUCAUCAAGAUCUCGUCGCAGCCCAAGCAGGAUGAGCUGAUCGAGCAGGACUCCAAGGAGGUGGACAGCGACUACUGGUCCGCCAAGGAGGUGAAUAUCGAUAGUGUGAUCAAGAAGCUCGAUCCACGGGAGCCGCCGCCACCUCCGGCAGUCAUCAAGGAGAUGCCCCCGACAGUGGCAGUCGCGGUGGCUGCCCCAGUGGAGGUGCCACCCACCCCUACCAUACCAACGGUGACACCAGUGUCGACACCGCCUCCUGCUGCUACUUCUGCUCCUGCUCCGGCGCCUGCGCCUGCCCCUGCUCUAACGGUGAACGAUCACGACACGGAGGACGAGACGGAGACCCUUCAGAUGGCCCCGAAGCCCAGCACUCCGACUGUGGGCAGACCGCCGGGUCGUGGAGGCGCCAGCAAGCGUGGCAGACAGCCGCGUGGCGCCAAGAAGCAGGGAGGACUCCCACUGACCACGCCAGGCGUUGCACCAGGAGCUGAUGCUGGAUUGGGCAUCGCUCCCGGCGACAAUGGAGUGCAGACGCGUCUAAGGAAGCCGGUGACGGCGCCUGUCACUCGCGGCAGGAAGGGUCGUCCGCCCAGGAAUCUCCUCCUGCAACAGCAGCAGCUCCAACAGCAGCAACUGGCGCAACAGCAACAGCAGCAGCAGCAGAAGGCCAUGGAAAUGGCGACACCCACAUCCACACCCACGCCCAUAGCAGCAGCUGUGGCAGCGGUAACGCCCAGCACUCCAGUACCGACGGCCGCGGAGAAGAAGGCCAGGAAUCAGGCGCUGACUCAGGCGCAAGCCUCCAGCCAGGACGUGUAUGAGUUCAACGAUGACUCCGGCGAGGCGGAGCCCAAGGUCAAAAUUGCGACUGUGGUGCAGCUAGUGGAGGAUCAGCGGCCGCGUCUCAUUCUGACGAUCAACAAGUCGCAGCCGUCAAUCAGGAGCAGCACCGAUGUGGAGCCACCAACAGAGACACAGGCACAACCACAACCACAACCACAAUCCCUGUCACAGCCACAGCCCCAGGCGCACGCCCACAACGAUGCGACGAUUAGCGACAACUCGAGCGAAUCGAGCAACACGCGCAAGUCUCGCCGCCUGCAGGAGAAGGAGGAUCGCAGCACAGUGGACGACAUCAUCGAGGAUGUGGUGCGAAAUACCAACACACAAAUGGCCGCAGGAAUCGGCGCACAGACUCCUCCCCGCCGCUCCGGACGGAAUGCCCAGACGAAGAAAACGGAGCUCGUGAAUCCGCCCACCAAUGCCGUGGGUCGUCCCCGUCGCACCAAGGACAGGAAGCAAACCAUCUCGGAGCCGCUGUCGAGCCUGAUGGAGGACUCAUCGCAAUCCUCAUCAUCGCCCGCACCGCCCGCGACUCCCAUCCUGCAUGGCCCCGAGCAGCAUGCCGCACAUAUGCCGCAGCUGGACACCAAAGAAGUUGAGCCCACAGCCGCCGCGCCAUCCGCUGUUCCUGUUCCUGUUUCGCAUCCUGCUGCAGUGCCUGCAGUGCCAGUGGUGCCAGUGAUGCCCGCGCAUCCCACGAAGCCCACGAUACCGCAGCAUCCCAAGAAAAAGGCGAUUGCCGCAGCGGAGAUCGAAUCGUAUCAGGCCAUCAACUCGUCGAUACCCAGUGGAGGGCUGCCCAUGCACCAGACGGCAGCUCCGGCCACGCAGAAGAUCACUGGAGGGGCAGCGGAUGCCGUGAGCAAGGCCCUGGUGGAUCCCGUCACGGGAGUCAUCACCGCGGGCAUGCCGCAAGGCAAGGAGGGCAACCUCCCGGCAGCCACAGCUGCAGCUCCCACCAACAGCAGCAAUGAGGCGGCACCGCAGAUGCAGCAGCAGCAGCAGCAACACCACCAACACCAGCAACAGCCGCUGCCACAGCAGCAGAUCAAUGCCACAGUGCUGGCUCCGUCUACGGCGGCGCCCAUCACUGCGGCUAUGGGCAAUAAGACCGUGCAGCUGGAUGCAGCGGCGCUGUUGAACAAACCCGUCAGCGUGUUGGUAAAGCAGCAGCAGGGACAACCGCAGUUGGUGGCGCCACCAAAGCAACAACAACCGAUAGUGCUACAGCAGAAUCCACUGCCCACGGUGUUGCAACACGCCCAGCUGAGCAACGUGCGGCCUCCCCAGCCCCUGAAGGCGCAUGUCCUGAACAGAGAAAAGAACCUCCAGCAGCAACAGCAGCAGCAGCAACUGACGCCCACAAAGGCGCAGCCAGCGGUUGCAGGACACAUGCUGAUCACAGAUGCCGCAGGCAAUCAGCUGCUCCAGCCACAGAUCAUAGCACGCCACUUGCAGCAGCAGCAGCAUCUGCUGGUGAACGUGCCACCACCGUCGGCACAUUCGCCACAUUCUCCCAGGAUUCAGGGGCAACAGCAGCAGCAGCAGCCACAGCAACAGCAUCAGCAGCAGAUGGGAGCAGCAGCACCCAUGCCACAGCAACAACAGCAGCAGCAGACGCUGGUCAUCAAGCAGGCAACAUCUGCAGCACCACCGCAGAUCCUGCAUGUCGUAAGCUCCAAGGCUUCCGUGGUGCCGCAGCCGCAGCAGCUGCCGCCCACCUCCUCGGCGACAGGAUAUAUGCAGCGUGGCAACUCUGGCUACGUGCCGCCCACCGUGCUGGCACCUGCCACAUCCGCACAACAGCAGCAGCUGUACAAGCCACCGAACCAGCAGAAGACCGGACCACCGCAGGGAGUGCCAGUGCAGGUGCAGCUGCCGCUGCCGCCGCACGGGAUACCCAUGCUACCCAAUCAUCCGGGCCUGCUGCUACAGCACCAGAAGGCCCCGGCGCACCUGCAGCCGCAGCAGCAUCAGUUGACGCCUUCGCCGCCCUUGGCGCCUGGCAAACCGAAUCCCGUGGUGCACAGCCUGCAGGCAGGACAGAUCCUGCCAGGGAGCGUGGGCAGUCCGCCGCCCGUCUCCGUGGCUGCAGUGCUCAAGUCGGCGCAGCAGCAGGUUAACUCUGCAGCAGCAGCAGCGGUGUUGCGCACAGCCAUUCCCAACAUCAGUCCGCAGGGACAGCCGAGGGUUUCGCCCCUGGUUCUGCCACCAGGAAUGCCGGGAGUGCCGCCCUUCGACACGAGUCUGCACGAUCUGGGUGCCUAUGUCAGUGGACGACGCACCCAGAGUCCGCCGCCGGCCCACCAACAGGCCUCGCCCAUAACACCGAACGAUUCCACGUAUCGGGGCGUGGCUGCGUCCAGAGACUUUAUGCUCUAUCAACACCAUUUGAUGCGCAGCGGCGACUACGACGACAAGAUGAUCAGCAACAGUCCGCCGUUGGAGCUACGGCGACCAGGCAGUGGACCACCGCGCACCAUUGCAGUGCCGCACAGCCUGCAGAGCCCGCAGGAUCGCACAGCAGCGGACUCCCCUCAAAUGGCGCAGGUCUAUGUGCAUAAUGCUCGCAUUCCCCAUGCCCACUUCAGCGACAUGGCCACGCGGGCGGGCUACUACGAGACCGGUGGGAUACAGCUGGAACCGCCGCCAGCCCAUCGACCGGCGGCCUCGAUCAGCGUGGUGGUGCCGCCACCGCCUGUCGGGGCGAGUGUCAGUCCAUUCCUGGGCCGGGAUGGCAGCAUGCAGCUGGAGGAUAGGGAGAGGGAGAUGGAGCGCAUGUCCAUGAUCGUCAAACAGCAGCAGGAGCAAAUGCCAGCAGCUGUUCUGCACGCCGGCAUGGAGCUGGCCGCCGCCCAACAGCAGGCACCGCCGCCAGCAAUGGCCCCGCCGCCGGGUGACUCGCUCGUGACACUGCUGCAACGCUAUCCCGUGAUGUGGCAGGGAUUGCUGGCCCUGAAAACGGACCAGGCUGCCGUUCAAAUGCACUUCGUGCACGGCAAUCCGAAUGUGGCGCGUGCCUCGCUGCCGAGUCUGGCGGAGAGCAGCACGCCGCUGCUGAGGAUUGCCCAGCGUAUGCGCUUGGAGCAGACGCAGCUGGAGGGAGUGGCCAAAAAGAUGCAGGUUGACAAGGAGCACUGCAUGUUGCUGGCCUUGCCAUGCGGCCGAGACCAUGCCGAUGUGCUGCAGCACUCGAGGAACCUACAGACCGGAUUCAUCACUUAUCUGCAACAGAAAAUGGCCGCCGGCAUUGUCAACAUACCCAUACCGGGAAGUGAACAGGCCGCCUACGUGGUGCACAUCUUCCCGGCCUGCGAUUUCGCCAACGAGAACCUGGAGCGUGCCGCUCCAGAUCUCAAGAAUCGUGUAGCCGAGUUGGCACACCUCCUGAUUGUCAUAGCCACUGUCUAAGGCACCCACCGGUACAUCCAGGACAGUGCCAGGACAGUGGCUGCACCACCGGACUAUGACCAUGUAAAUCUCUAGGAUGCGACACUUUACCCAGACUCUGACAAAGAAAAACCACCCACAAGAACCAAGAACAGCAGCAGGCAACUACAAGAACUACAACCAACCAACAAAACAAGUUACGCUCUUCUAGUAUUUUAAGUAAUUUUAAAUAGCGAUUAAACAAGCAAAAGUUUAAAAAAGCAAAGCAAAGCAAAAAGAACUUAAACAAGCAGAAAUAACAUGCAAACUUUAUUGAAUAAAUAAAUGCACGCGACGAAACGAGACGAGACGAGACGAAAAUUAGAUGGAAUGGAACAUUGUUGCUCCCAGAAUAUGUAUUUGAUUUGAAUAUCUGACGAAGAGAAUACAAAAUGUCAUGUCCAAAAACAGAACUCAAACAAAGCGAAAAGAUCCAGCGUUCAGCAACCACUUGUACACUUUAAAAGCAAAAGCAAAAGCAAAAUACGAUGAACAUAUAUUUGUCUAAAUUUAAUUAUUUAACCUUCCCCUAAUUUAAUCCUUUAAAAGAAAAAAAAAAGAAAACAAAAUGAAAAAGAAAAGAAAAGAAAAGCUUGCAAAGUAUCGUUAAGUUUGAUCUCAAGAAAAGAAAGUUUUAUUUUUUGCUUAAUUUAAAAUGAAAGAAAAUGUAAGAAAAAACACACACAAACACAACAACAAGUAAACGUAAAGGCAACACGCAAAAAAACACACAUACACAAGCAAAUGUUAAACGAAAAAAGCUUAAAACAUAAUAACUGUUUACUGUACUAUGCAUACUACUACCCAUACCAUACCAUACCAAUACCAAUACCAUACCAUACAUAAUAUGAAUAUCCGAUGAUUCUAUGGCCCCCAAAAACUCCUCUCUGCCCCUAACAAGUUUGAGUUUUCAGUUGGUGACUACUUCAAGGGUCAAACCGCCGCCUCCCCACACCCAAAUACUUUUGCACAUCUUACAAAGUUUCCGCUAGAAAAGUCCUAGAAUUUGUUGAGUUUUCCAAUUGUUUCAUUGGCUCUAUGGAAGGCCCUCCUUCCCUCUGUAGAAGAAAGGCCUGGCAUAGACCCAAGGACCCAACCAACCCGAGCGCCCAAGAACUUACCCUACCUGUCUGGUGUGGUCUGAUCUGUCGCCAACGCUGUUUGCAGCACAAUUAGGUUUAAAGAUGCGCCCAGAGGCUUUUCCUACGAUUACAUACACACACACACACGUAUACAUUACAUUAUAUUACCAUACACAUAUACAUAUACAUACAUUACGAGUAUACAUAUAGCCACGUAUAGAGCGUAUUUAAUUAUAAACGAAUAUGUGUUAAGCCAAAUAUUUUAAAGUUUAGAGAGAGACUAGUUUUGUGUUGGAUUUCCUGCUCCGCUCUGCACCAGAGCAACUUAUAUUGCUUUCCAUCAAAACCCCCGCAACGACGGGGUUUCUGUUCUUCCAGACUCGACGUUGUGGGUCUUUUUGUGCAACCCCUUGAACAUUUAUUUCUGUUAGAUCUUGUUGGUUUUUGAAAUUGUCGAUACCCCAUUACAACACCACCACUGCCACAACACUAAAACACUGGACUAUCUAAAUCGAGGCGUUCCGUUCCGUUUCCAGUUUCCGUUCCCCAUAUUUCAAUUUUGUUCAAUACUAAUUUGGUUUGUUCGCGCGAAACUUUGUAAGAUGAUUGUUUGGGGGAUGCGGGGGAAGCCCUCUUUAUACCCUCAAAAGCCCUCUGCUGACACAUACACAGACCUAAACACCCUCCUCUACCCUAAAAACAUACAUACCCACGACACCAUAUGCUAUACAAUAAACUAUAUAGUACUACCUACCUACCCUCUCUGUACACUCCUUAAACUUAAACGUACGUUUUCACGCCCACUUGUAAAUUAUGUGACGACAACAAAAAGAUGAAACAAAACAAGAAAAAUAACGAUAAAACGAAAAACAAAACAAAAUAAAAAAAGAUGAAACAAAAACAAGAAAAGAAAACAAAACAAUACACAACUGUAAAAUAUUUAAAUUAUUUAGAAUCUAACAGAUAUAUGAAAUGUAAAUACAGUUUAAUUAGUGUUUAGCCCGUAUUUAGUUGUAUGUUUUAAAACUAAACUAAAGAGAAACUGUACAUUAUAUAACACAAUUAAUGAUACGAAAGAAAAAACACGAAACGAUCGAUCAGAGGAAGAGAUCAGUUCAUACAGAAACAGAAACAGAUAAACAGAAAAAAGUAAAGUAAAAGAAAAGAAAACAUUUUCAAACAGAAACAAAAACAGAUGAAGCGCUGUUAAACAUAUGUUUAUGUAUAAGUUGUAUGCUUUAAGACACUUUUUAGUUAUUUCCUAAGUUAAUUUGAAGAAAAACGAUUAAAUUACACUUAUUUCUUACA